AGCACGUCUCUCCGCUGCAGAACGGAUCGCGCUCGUCCUCUCGCGUGACUUCCCGCUGAACCCCUCCUCAACUGAGACCUCGUCUGUCCUCAAGUGGCCCUCAGGUGAAAAGUGGCGCUCGGGCCCACUCAGCCGCAGUGGGAAGGCUGGACAGGGGAAGUCAUGUGACCAACAAGACAAGAAAACAAGCAGGGCACAGCAUUCUGCAGAGACUGCCAUUCCAAAGGGCUUUCCAGUGUGGAUCUAUGGUGCAGCAUUAGGUAGAAAAUGGCUCUAAACUGGCAAGUCCUGGUUAUUUUGGUGCAAGCCUUUAUCAUAUCAGUGAAGUUAUGUGAAAUUCCUGAAGCAGAUAAACAUUUAGUUAAGUCAUUGAACCUUAAACUUCUGAGGACAACACUCGACACUUCCAUUGAUGGAAAUCCCAGUGUCUAUGUUGGGCUACGUCUUUCUGAAGAUCAUAAUCUGGAAAAAGAGGAGGAGUACUUCCAGAGACUGAAAACUCCAAUAGAAGCUGUUUCUAACAGAUUGGGCAUCAAAGAAGGAGAGCCAAAGACAGGACUACUAGCCCUUCAGCUGAUGGCACAGAAGCUUUCUUGUGACAAUAUAGACACAUCAACGAGAAACAAGUUAAUCAAACAUAUGAAAUACCACCUUCAUAAAGAAAAAGAAAGUAUAGCACUUAAUGACAAACCACUUUCCAACUACUACCAGUACAGUCUGGGUAUUCUAGCCAUGUGUGUCAACGACAAAUUUGUCGACAGGCAUGUGGUUCACAAGCUCAUCCUUGCUGAAGAACAAAAGAAAUUUGUACAUGGAGAAUCUGGCCCAGUAGACACACAAGCCAUGGCUGGCUUGGCACUGCAGUGUGUGAAGAGAUUCAAUAACUAUCCCCGUGAGCUGAUCAUGGAUAUAAAAAACUCAGUUAAACGGAUAAAAGACACAAUUUUACGAUCCCAGAACACUGAUGGGGAACUAGGAAAUCUUUACAGCACCCCUCUUGCUGUGCAGUUUCUCUUAGCACUUGGUGGCAGAAUAGACCAAGAUCUCUGUCUAAAAGCGAUAACUGCCCUGAUGAAUGGAUUAAAAGAAGGAAAGUUCUCAAACCCUCAAAUGAUGUCCCAGCUAAUGCCUGUGAUGUUCCAAAAAUCAUAUCUGGAUGUUGCUAAGGUGGACUGUAAGAACAUUAUAAACGAUCCUUUGCUAAUCCCCAGCUCCCCCACCCUUCAUGAUGUUGUUGUUGGCGAAGAUCUUAUUCUUGUCCGUCUUGUGGUGGAAGGUCAGAAUAUCAAUGAGAUGAUUGAGGUUCCGUCACGAUCCUCACUUCUAGAUGUUCUCAAGACAGCUCAAAAGCAAAAUUCGAAGUUUUCGUUUGAAACAAAAAAUACAUUGCACGGGCCUUUCCUCACCACAGUGAAUAAGGUGGCAGGUUACUGGCAACUUCUGAAGGACCCAAAUAUUACCUUGUUACAAGGUAUUGCUGAUUACAGACCAGAGCACGGCGAGACGAUCAUCUUACGACAUGAAACCUUCUAAUCCUCAAAGAUUUCUGAACUCCAAGAUCAAUAAAAAUCUUAGUUACAGUUUGAUAUAAAAUAGGAGUGUUUUGUUAUCUAAAUUCCUAACACAUUCAUGAUAUUUCCAUAUUUGAUAACUAAUUUUAAUAACUGUAAAAUCCUUAACACUGAAUCAUCACAGUAAUAUUUUUGGGAACACUUAUUAAAUAAAGGUUCAUUUGAAUGAACUGUCCAUCAGACGCAAUACUCAGGGCUUUAAGGCUUUAAACAAAAAAAAUUGUGAAUGUUAAUCAUUUUGCUAUAAUGUUGAAGGUUUGUAAACUGUAUGGAUAUUUUUAAAAUAAAUGUUUUGAAUAUAGUGAUCAACCUGUUUCAGAAAAGCACAAAGGUAUAAAAAAUCAGUAUUGCAGCAAUACAAUGCAGUUAAAGGGUUACUCCGGUGGAAAACUUUUUCUUUUUAAAUCAACUGGUGCCAGAAAGUUAAACAGAUUUGUAAAUUA
Hyla sarda is the source of this 2014-nucleotide messenger RNA. RefSeq names its product transcobalamin 2 (gene TCN2). The transcript has 11 exons. Bases 268 to 1533 code for a protein of 421 amino acids. Gene Ontology annotation, molecular function: cobalamin binding. The record is from RefSeq and is a predicted model, not a curated record. Gene Ontology annotation, biological process: cobalamin transport. NCBI's taxonomy places the organism in Eukaryota, Metazoa, Chordata, Amphibia, Anura, Hylidae.